Molecule: messenger RNA, 1650 nt
Organism: Cladophialophora yegresii CBS 114405
Lineage: Eukaryota; Fungi; Ascomycota; Eurotiomycetes; Chaetothyriales; Herpotrichiellaceae
Product: phenylalanyl-tRNA synthetase alpha chain
Exons: 1
Coding region: 1-1650 (549 amino acids)
Biological process (GO): phenylalanyl-tRNA aminoacylation
Cellular component (GO): cytoplasm; mitochondrion
Molecular function (GO): tRNA binding; ATP binding; phenylalanine-tRNA ligase activity
Source: RefSeq, a predicted model, not a curated record
AUGCAGCUUGUCACCACGGGCGCCUUCGUGCGAGCUGCGAGAGCUGCAAAGGUCGCUGUUGCCGGCCGCGCUACAGCUUCGAGAUGGAAAUCGUCCCAGGCACAAGCCCAUGCCCGAUCUGCGGCCGACGAACAGCCGUUUCCUGAACAGUCCGUUGCGGUCUCCAAGGAGGUCGAUCCAGCGAAGACGGCUGCGGAGUCCAGCAGCCAUGCAAGAAAUUCCGAGUUUGAGCGGCGGCUGAAGGAGUCGAGCCAGGAAAACACAAUCAUUCAUGACAGUGGUCGGUCUGGAGCGAAGAUCCUGGGUGCUCCGUUCAUCUUCGACGAAACGUCCAACCUCUCCAGCUCCAUCCUGGGCCUCGUCGGCCGCAACCUCUACGAGCAACCUGACCAUCCCAUCUCCAUCACGCGAAAACUGAUCGAAUCAUGCUUCGAAGAACCCACCUUCAAGCACUUCGCCAUGAACAACCCCGUGGUCACCGUCACGGACAACUUCGAUACUCUGGGGUUUCCCAAGGACCAUCCCGGCCGUUCGAGAACCGAUACAUACUACGUUAACUCAACGCACCUCUUGCGUACACAUACCUCCGCCCACGAACACAACGCGUUUUCAUGGCUGGCACAAAACACCUCGAGCAAAGGCUACACUAUCUGCGCCGACGUCUACCGCCGGGACAGCAUUGACCGAAGCCACUUCCCUGUCUUCCACCAGAUGGAGGGUGCGCGAGUCUGGCCACCACAGGAGAAUCGCGCCGCCGUCAUCCAACGCGACUGCAACGACAUGCCCCAAACGAACCUUCUUGUCGAGGACCAAGCCACCGAUUUCUCCACCGACGCGAACCCCCUCCAACCUGAACAUAAUCCCGAAGAAGUCCACCUCGUCGCCCGCCACCUCAAACUCAGCCUCGAACAAGUCAUCCAGCGCAUUUUCCAAGCCUCACAAGCUUCCUUACCCUCCACCGCCCGUUCGGACGCCCCGAUGCAAGCCCGCUGGAUUGAAGCCUACUUCCCCUUCACCUCCCCAUCCUUCGAACUCGAGGUCGACUGGAACGGCGAGUGGCUCGAACUCCUCGGCUGUGGCGUGACCAAACAGUCCAUUCUCGAGAAGGCAGGCCUGACAAACCACAUCGGCUGGGCCUGGGGCGUGGGCAUUGAACGAUUCGCCAUGCUGUUGUUUGGGAUCCCGGAUAUCCGUCUUUUCUGGUCGACCGACCCGCGGUUCCUGAAACAGUUUACCCGAGGCAAGAUUACCAAGUUUGAACCCUUCAGCAAGUAUCCCGCCUGCUACAAGGACAUCGCGUUCUGGAUCAACGCCACACCGUCCGGGUCGUCGCUGGUCGGUGCCUCAUCUACCUCUGGCGUGGCGGCCGCUGCUGGCGGCGACGCCACCAAGGCCUCCCCUACCGAGACCCAACCUGCAGCGUUCCACGAAAACGACAUCAUGGAAGUCGUGCGCGACGUGGCGGGCAGUCUGGUCGAGGAUGUCAAACUCGUUGAUGAAUUCGUGCACCCCACGAGUGGUAGGAAAAGUCUCUGCUAUCGAAUCAACUACCGCAGUCUGGAGAGGACCUUGACGAACGACGAGGUCAACGGCUUGCACGACGAAGUCGGCAAACGGAUGGAGGGCUUGUUCGGGGUGGAGUUGCGAUGA